AUGUUGUUGUUUAUGACUCAUGAGGCUCAUUACGUUUCCACUGACUUUAAAAUGUUUCCGCUGGACACUAGAUUCUCUGACAUCGAGAUUAGGUGUGGUGAUAUGGUGAUAUGCUCUGAGAUUAAACCAUAUUCCUCAGAAAGACAUGAAUGGUGCAGAAUCACUAAGAACUUGGGUCAAGGCUCUGCCACUUUACAUAACAAAAGUUCGGAUGCUAUACUUGUUGACGAGGCUCUCAUCCCCAAAGAUGGUGCUGUAGAUAUAAUGUCUGGUUCCGAAAUUGUUCCUAGCCCUGGAGGACAAGGUUACUUGCAGUACAGAUUUACGGUAAUGCCUGCUCCAGAUUCAAGAUCCCAGCUAUUUAAGAUGCUCUAUUAUUAUUAUCUCAUAAUUCAUAACUCUAGACUCUUUAAAGUUUCUUAUUCGGUCUCUUUGGUUUUUGCUUUUCAGAUCUCCAUAGAUCAUGACCACGCCAAAUGCAUUGACUACGUUUCUAAGUGGGUGGAAGCGAUUGCCAGUCCCACAAACGACGCAAGGGUGGUCACUAAGAUGUUCAAAACCAUAAUCUUUCCAAGAUUUGGGGUACCACGCGUGGUCAUCAGUGAUGGGGUAGUCAUGAUCAUCAACAAGAUCUUUGCAGGUCUAUUGAAGAAGAAGGGCGUACAACACAAGCUAGACAACGCUCUCUGGGCUUACAGAACAGCUUACAAAACACCAAUCGGGACCACUCCUUACAAUCUGGUGUACGGUAAAGCUUGUCACCUACCCGUUGAAUUGGAGUAUAAGACAGCUUGGGCUGUGAAACUACUCAACUUUGACAUCAAACCAGCAGCAGAGAGACAAUCCAUGCAGAUUCACGAACUGGAAGAAAUUAGGCAUCUCGCUUAUGAAAGGUCUAAAAUCUACAAGGAGCGAACUAAGGCUUACCAUGACAAGAGGAUCAUCAACUGCAACUUUCAACCUAAGGAUCAGGUGCUCUUGUUCAACUCAAGGCUACGAUUGUUCCCUGGAAAGCUGCGAUCUAAGUGGUCCGGACCAUUCACCAUUAAAGAGGUCCACCCCCACGGAGCUGUUGUGUUGCUGAACACGAAAGGGAAAGAAUUCGUUGUCAAUGGCCAACGCAUUAAGCCAUACCUUGCCGAGACAACAACCGCAGAGGUCUCCGAUUUUUCGGAGCAUCUGCUCCGCGAAGAUUCUCAGCGCAAGAACAACAGCCUCAUGAAGAGGAUACUGAAGGCGAUCACUGGAGGAUGCAUGGGAGCUCCAAGCACACAUGAACCUCGUCAAGACCAGACUACACCACGCAGUCAUCGUCCAGGGAAAGAGUCGGCAGGAACUGCAAGGGGUGACGAAGAGACUCCAUGA
Brassica oleracea var. oleracea is the source of this 1365-nucleotide messenger RNA. RefSeq lists its product as uncharacterized. Gene Ontology annotation, biological process: protein ubiquitination; mitotic cell cycle checkpoint signaling; ubiquitin-dependent protein catabolic process. Lineage: Eukaryota; Viridiplantae; Streptophyta; Magnoliopsida; Brassicales; Brassicaceae. The record is from RefSeq and is a predicted model, not a curated record. Gene Ontology annotation, molecular function: ubiquitin-protein transferase activity; nucleic acid binding. Gene Ontology annotation, cellular component: nucleus. Bases 1 to 1365 code for a protein of 454 amino acids. The transcript has 7 exons.